UACUUUAAAACUUGAAGGGAAUGUGAAGCAGCUGUUCAUAAAUGAGAAAUGGGAGAAAUAAUGGAGAUGACAAUGUAGAACCAAGAGGAAUGUAAUGUGAUUUUUUUUUUUUUUGCAACCUUCAGAAUACUGAAGUGGACUUCUGGAUUAUGCCCAUCAUACAAGGAUUUGUGGAAAUUGAAGAACUUGUAGUCAACUAUAGUGAAUCUUCUGAUGAUGAGAAGAGCAGUCCUGAAACGCCACCUCAGGAAUCAACUUGUGUAGAUGAUGUUCAUCCAACGUUCCUCGUGGUGCUUAUUUCACGACGGAGUCGGCACAGAGCUGGAAUGCGGUAUAAGCGGCGAGGUGUUGAUAAAAAUGGAAAUGUGGCAAAUUAUGUUGAGACAGAGCAACUGAUUCAUGUUCAUAACCAUACUCUUUCGUUUGUACAAACAAGAGGCUCUGUGCCUGUUUUCUGGAGCCAAGUUGGAUAUAGAUAUAACCCACGGCCCCGUCUGGACAAGAGUGAAAAUGAAACAGUGUCCUGUUUUCGUGCACAUUUUGAAGAACAGUUGAAAAAUUACAAAAAGCAGGUCAUUAUUAAUCUGGUGGAUCAGACAGGCAGAGAGAAGAUUAUUGGAGAUGCUUACCUUAAACAAGUUCUUCUGUACAAUAAUGCAAAUUUGACCUAUGUUUCAUUUGACUUCCAUGAGCACUGCCGAGGAAUGAAGUUUGAAAAUGUUCAAACACUGACUGAUGCCAUUCAUGACAUUAUUCUUGACAUGAAGUGGUGCUGGGUUGAUCAAGCUGGUGUGAUUUGUAAACAGGAAGGAAUUUUUCGAGUUAACUGCAUGGACUGUCUGGAUCGUACCAAUGUAGUGCAGGCAGCUAUUGCAAGAGUGGUCAUGGAACAGCAGCUCAAAAAACUGGGUGUGAUGCCUCCAGAACAGCCUUUGCCGGUGAAAUGCAAUAGAAUCUACCAGAUAAUAUGGGCAAACAACGGAGAUGCCAUAAGCCGGCAGUACGCUGGCACAGCAGCCUUGAAGGGUGACUUCACAAGGACUGGUGAAAGAAAGCUGGCAGGAGUAAUGAAGGAUGGAGUAAAUUCUGCAAACAGAUAUUACCUGAAUCGUUUCAGGGAUGCUUAUAGGCAAGCAGUCAUAGACUUGAUGCAGGGUAUCCCUGUAACAGAGGAUCUCUACUCCAUAUUUACAAAAGAGAAGGAGCAUGAAGCCCUGCACAAAGAGAAUCUGAGAAGCCAUCAGGAAUUGAUUAGUCAGCUCUUGCAGAGCUACAUGAAACUGCUUUUACCAGAUGAUGAAAAAUUCCAUGGAGGAUGGGCACUUAUUGAUUGUGACCCAAGUCUCAUUGAUGCCACUCAUAAAGAUGUGGAUGUUCUGCUGUUGCUUUCUAAUUCUGCCUACUACGUGGCCUAUUACGAUGAUGAAAUUGACAAGGUGAAUCAGUACCAAAGGCUAAGCCUUGAAGCACUGGAAAAAAUAGAAAUAGGGCCUGAGCCUACUCUCUUCGGCAAACCCAAGUUCUCAUGCAUGAGGCUACACUACAAGUACAAGGACACAAGUGGAUAUUUUCACACCCUUCGAGCUGUGGUACGCAACCCAGAUGAAGAUGGAAAAGACACUCUUCAGUGCAUUGCAGAAAUGCUGCGAAUCACAAAACAAGCAAUGGGAUUAGAUGUGCCUAUUAUUGAGAAAAAGCUGGAGAGGAAGAGCAGCAAACCUCACGAAGACAUCAUUGGCAUUCGCUCUCAGAACAGAGGGUCCCUGGCACAAGGCAAGAAUUACUUACUCAGCAAGUUUUCAUCUCUCAAUCAAAAAGUGAAACAAACCAAAUCCAACGUAAACAUCAGCAAUCUUCGGAAGUUAGGCAGCUUCGCCAAACCUGAAGUGAAAGUUAAUUUUUUAAAACCGAAUUUGAAAGUUAAUCUUUGGAAAUCAGACAGUAGCCUUGAAACUUUAGAGAAUCCAGCAGUAGAUACUAAAGUCCAUGCUGAAUCUGAUACAGAAAUGUCAGAUAAUGAUUCUUUCCACUCAGAUGAUUUUCUGACAAAUUCUAAAUCUGAUGAGGACAACCAGUUAACUGACUCUCUAGAGAACAUAGGGCAGAUAGAUUAUGUGCUGCCUAGUUGUGGUAUCAUUGCCUCAGCUCCACGGCUGGGCAGUCGGUCCCAGUCUGUAAGCAGCACUGAUAUGAACAUCAGCAUUCAUGUUCCAUCUGAGAUUCAUGUCACUCAAGCUAACCAGUCUGACUGUGAAGAUGUACCUGUACCUUCUGCUGACAAUGCAGAGAUGGAAUUUGCUAAACCUAUUGAUGUGUACUGCCAGAGAUUUGUACAGGAUGCUCAAAAUAAGAUGUCAGAUGCUUUGGAGGCAGAGACUUGCUCUCAAGAGCCACAUCACGUAAUAAAUGAAACCAGCAAUAAUAUAUGUAAGAAAGCAGAAAACAAGACUGAAACAAUCACAGGCAUUCCUUCCAGGCCAUCCAAGCUGGAUGUACAAUCUUCUGAGCCAAAUCCUCAGCUCUUAGCAGUUGAUGGGACUGACUUUACUAAAUCUCACAGAAGCCCAGGAUCUGCUUCUGGUAUCCCUGAGACAGGACUCCACACAACUCCUUCUCCAGCUGACAGUAGCAGCAGCAGAGCUGUAUCUCCUUUUGCUAAAAUUCGCAGUUCCAUGGUCCAGGUUGCUAACAUCACACAAGCAGGAUUGACUCAAGGAAUUAAUUAUGCUGUGGCAAAGGUCCAAAAGAGCCCUGCAGAAUCAGAAGCUCUAAAUGAAAUCAAACAAAAAGAACUGAAAGAAAUGUUUACACAAUGCCAGACACGAAUAAUUCAAAUUUAGUUGUUAAUGGAGUGUUCUUGUUGUGGCUUUUAAUAUACCAAUACUUAAAAAAAAAAAAAAAAAAACCAACCUC
Phasianus colchicus (ring-necked pheasant) is the source of this 2913-nucleotide messenger RNA. It is a transcript of the gene INPP5F, whose product is annotated as inositol polyphosphate-5-phosphatase F. Gene Ontology annotation, molecular function: phosphatidylinositol-4-phosphate phosphatase activity. Gene Ontology annotation, cellular component: early endosome; clathrin-coated endocytic vesicle. Gene Ontology annotation, biological process: phosphatidylinositol dephosphorylation; regulation of endocytic recycling. NCBI's taxonomy places the organism in Eukaryota, Metazoa, Chordata, Aves, Galliformes, Phasianidae. The record is from RefSeq and is a predicted model, not a curated record.